AGCAAACCCUUCCUUCCAGAAGCAUGGUUAUUGCUUAUAUGCUCUCGUCGAUGCUUUUUUCUUGUCACCGACUCUUGGAUCGUUGACGAAAUUUGCAUAUCUACACUUCCAUUAUCGUCCUCUGGGUUUCUGAUUAGUAAUAUUGGCAUUUGGGGGGUUAGUUCGAUAUGGUUAUGAUGAAGGAUAACGGUGAAGAGUUUCCAAAGAAGCUGCAACUUUACUCUUUUUCCACGAGCCCCCCUUCCUUUAGUGUUCGAAUUGCUCUCAAUUUAAAAGGGCUUGAUUAUGAAUACAAAGCUGUUAAUCUGUUCAAAGGAGAGCAGCAUAGGCCAGAGUUUUUAAAGAUCAAUCCUAUUGGGUUCAUACCUGCUCUCAUGGAUGGCGAUAUGGUGCUUGCUGAUUCUUUUGCGAUCAUAUUGUACCUCGAAGAGAAGUACCCUCAACAUCCUUUGUUACCUUGUGACCUUGCAAAAAGGGCAAUAAAUUAUCAGGCUGCAAACUUUGUUUGUUCAAGCAUACAACCUCUUAUAAGGUUACCAAUUUUGAAAUACAUCGGAGACAAUGUUGGUCUUGAGGAAAAAGUACCAUGGGUUCAUAAGCAUGUUGGAAAAGGCUUUACAGCGCUGGAGAAGUUAUUAAAAGAUCAUGCUGGGAAGUACGCAACUGGUGAUGAAAUUUUUCUGGCUGAUGUGCUUCUGGCUCCAUAUAUCGUUGGUUAUCUACAAAGAUACAACUUUGAUAUGAGCGAGUACCCUCUUCUUUCCAGGUUGGCAGAGGCAUACAAGCAGGUACCUGCUAUCCAAGAUGCCAUGCCUGAAAAGCAGCCAGAUUUCCCCAUCAAUUGAGGGAAGAAAGGUAAAAGGAACCAUUUUGCACUCUAACUAUUGUAUUACAACAAUAGGUUAGUAGUUGAUCAAAUAAUAAAAUAGUGAUCUUAUGAUCAAAAAUGUAAUUCGUAAAUGAUGUAUUUACGAAGCUACGAUGCUAUAAUUAUUUAGUAGGUGAAGAAUCGUGUGAGAAGGAAAGUUAUUCUGAGAAGCGUAAGGAGAGAUUUGAACGUUUGAUCACUUUUAAUCUCAUGUGCACUCAUAAAUUGCACU
Molecule: messenger RNA, 1100 nt
Organism: Cynara cardunculus var. scolymus (artichoke)
Lineage: Eukaryota; Viridiplantae; Streptophyta; Magnoliopsida; Asterales; Asteraceae
Product: glutathione S-transferase zeta class-like
Exons: 10
Coding region: 168-845 (225 amino acids)
Biological process (GO): L-phenylalanine catabolic process; glutathione metabolic process
Cellular component (GO): cytoplasm
Molecular function (GO): glutathione transferase activity; maleylacetoacetate isomerase activity
Source: RefSeq, a predicted model, not a curated record